Bactrocera tryoni is the source of this 1635-nucleotide messenger RNA. Its product is annotated as zinc carboxypeptidase-like. The transcript has 2 exons. Gene Ontology annotation, molecular function: zinc ion binding; metallocarboxypeptidase activity. NCBI's taxonomy places the organism in Eukaryota, Metazoa, Arthropoda, Insecta, Diptera, Tephritidae. Bases 142 to 1536 code for a protein of 464 amino acids. Gene Ontology annotation, biological process: proteolysis. The record is from RefSeq and is a predicted model, not a curated record.
GUCAAACUUAGCACAAAUUAAAUAACUGAUAAAGUAAAUGAAUACAUAUAAAUACUUAUACAUACAUAUGUAUACAAAGCUAAAGUAAAUAAAGAAAUUGCGACAUAUAUUUAUAUAUGUUUAUUAUAUUUGCGUUAAGAAAUGAUAUAUAAGCGUUGUUCAUCGCAGCAUUUGAGUAUUAAUGCCUUUUUACUGAUCAUUAUGUUCUCAGCAAUGCUAGCAAAAGAUAGUGUCAACGCUGAAAAAAACAGCGAAAAAUAUGUUGGAAAAGCAAGAGAAUACUCGGAACAUUGUAUAAUGGAUAAUCUUUCACUUGUUCCUGAGGAUAUUGCUCGGUACGAUCACUAUCGGGUUUACAGUGUUGAAUUGGAUACAGAUAAGCAUGUGGAUCUCUUUCAAAAGUUAGAACAACAAAGCGACAGCUUGACUUUUAUGGGACACGCAAGGGAAGUAGGACAAAAGUUGACGGUUUUGGUGGCUGCACAUAAAGUGGCCGAUUUUGCAAAUUUAUUGCAAACUUUUAAUGUCAAGCAUCGCAUAUUGACAUUCAAUUUCCAGGAGAAAAUAGAUCGCAACAUGAAAGAAGUUUUGCCAGCAGACACACCUGGUUCUGCACUCGAUUGGAAACAUUUUUUUCAUUUGCAAACUAUUUAUGCGUGGUUGGAAUAUAUGGUGGCACAAUAUCCCACAGAUCUAACAAUAAUAGAUAUGGGCAAUAGUACAGAGGGUGUUCCUAUUAAGGGUUUAAAGUUGUCAAGAAAUAAGUCUAACAAAGCUAUUUUUAUAGAGAGUGGUAUACAUGCUCGCGAAUGGAUUGCUCCUGCGGCAGCUACAUAUCUUUUAAAUGAGCUGCUUACUACUAAAGAUGAGGCUGUUCGAAAGUUGGCAAACAAUUAUAACUGGAUUGUAUUCCCUUGCGUUAACCCAGAUGGAUAUAAAUAUACGUUUGAACAUGACCGAAUGUGGCGAAAAAAUCGUCAAUUAUUUGGCAUAUGCCGUGGUGUUGAUUUGAAUCGCAAUUAUCCAGAUCACUGGAAUACCACCGGAGCUAGUGGUGAUCCAUGCCGCUAUGAUUAUUCCGGUCCCAAUGCAGCAAGUGAAGCUGAAACUAAACGUUUGAUGGACUUUCUUACGGCGCAUGCGGAAAAGGAGCAAAUCAGAACUUAUAUAGCCUUACAUUCUUAUUCACAAAUGAUAAUGUUCCCAUAUGGCUAUACCAAGGAGCAUAUAGCGAACUAUGAUGAUUUACAAGAAUUUGGACGAAAUGCUGCCGGUCGUAUCCGUGAACUUACCGGUCGUAAUUAUACAAGCGGAAGUUUGAUUGAAACAAUUUAUCCAUCUAGUGGAGGCAGUAUGGAUUGGGCGUACAGCAAAAUAAAAAUACCUAUUGCCUACACUUUCGAAUUGCGGGGGCCCCCAGAUAGCUCGGAUAUGUUUAUAUUACCUGCAAAUGAGAUUGAGCCCACGUCUCAAGAGGCAUUUGCUGCUAUUAGAACAAUAGUAGAAGGAGCUACCAAGAAGGGAUACUAUAAAUAAUGAUGAGUUUUAUCUGUGCAUUUAUGUAUGUAUAUCUAUAAAAUUUUCAACCAUUAAAUAAAUAACACUCUAAAUACAGUUUACAUAAACUUACUGAAA